ACAGAAACCGGUAGAAUCGAUAAAACCAUAUGUGAAGCGUGUUUGUUUUGGUUAAAUUAUUACACUUUUGUUUGUUCCUGGCUAUUUGCUUGUGUAAAAGACUCUGCAAAAUGAUGCACUAUCGCAAGGCCCAGAACGUUGAACAGGAGUUGAGCAAAGGCGAUUUGCCAUUCGAGGACUGUCUGCCCAAGCCACCAAAUGAUUUCCUGUGGAUGCAUGUUAAAGGCGGCACCAAGGUGAGCAAUGUGAUUGAUUUCGCGCAGGCAGCCCUCAACAAAAACGAGCACAGGUGCGUGGUGUGGAGCGGAUCGGGCGGUGGGGUGGUCAAGACCAUAUCCUGCGCCGAAGUACUAAAGCGCAGCCAUCCCCUUUACCAGGUGACCCGCAUGGCCUACACAAGCGUGGAGGAGCACUGGAAGCCACAGAUGGAUGGCCUCGAGGAGAUCAUUGUCAACCGCCAGAUUCCCACCCUGCACAUACUCAUGAGCCUGGACGAACUGCCGGACAGUAUAGAGGGCCUGCAGAAACCCAACACAGCCACCGACUUCUGGGAGGGCAAUGAGACUCAUCCGAACAGUCAACCCCGGCAAAAGCAACAGCAACAACCAUCGUCAGCUGGCGGUCACCAAAAGAAGCGCCACAGAUCCGGACGUACUAAAGGCGGGCAGCCAGCAAAACAGGCGGCGGAAGAGAAGCAACCUUCUGGCAAUGGUCAAGGUUGAGAUAAAUAUGACCUGGAUCUUAAUUUACCAAACGUACACCUACUAUAAUAAUAAAACCCCCAAAACGUUUCGCCCUUUGUAAGGAUAUGCAAAUAAAACUUGCUGUUAUCACAAAA
Drosophila kikkawai is the source of this 838-nucleotide messenger RNA. It is a transcript of the gene Rpp25, whose product is annotated as ribonuclease P protein subunit Rpp25. NCBI's taxonomy places the organism in Eukaryota, Metazoa, Arthropoda, Insecta, Diptera, Drosophilidae. The record is from RefSeq and is a predicted model, not a curated record. Gene Ontology annotation, biological process: tRNA 5'-leader removal. Gene Ontology annotation, cellular component: ribonuclease MRP complex. Gene Ontology annotation, molecular function: RNA binding.